AUGAGGAAGGAGGUGGUGGUGAUAGCUUCAUUGAGCACAACCUUGGCAGUGGUCGCAGCAGUCGGCUUGAUCAAGAAGUGGAAGAAGAAGAAAGAGAAACAACGUAGGCAAACACGAAACCUCGUUCGUAAAUUCGCAAGGGAAUGUGCCACUCCUGUCAAAACCCUCUGGCUCGUCGCCGACGACUUAGUAUCUAACAUGAAAGCCUCUCUUGCUUCUUCCUCCAUCGAAACCGAAACUCUAAAUAUGAUCAUUUCCUACGCUGCACCGCUCCCUAAUGGAGAAGAGGAAGGUUUCUUCUAUGGGGUUAACAUGAGAGGCACCAACUUCUUGAUCUUGUGUGCUCGUCUCAGAGGAAAGAACAGCCAUGUCUCUGACUUAGACAGAGAAGAAAUCUCCUUCCCUCCUGAUCUCCUGGAUGCAACGAGACAGGAAGUGUUUGAGUUUGUGGCGACAGAGAUAGCGAAAUUUAUUUUGGCACAUCCACAUCCCGAGAAGGAACAUUCUAACGUUCCAAAGAAACUUGGGUUCACUUUGUCUAAGCCGGUCGAUCAAUCUGGUACUACUUUAAACCACUGGAAAACAUUCGCCGCAGAAGACCCAGUUGGGAAAGGGAUGGUGAAUGACUUCAGCCAAGCCUUGAAGAACCAUGGGAUCAACGACAUUGAGAUUUUUGCAAUGGUUGAGGAUACUGUAGGGGGUUUGGCUGGAGGAAGAUACUAUAGCAGAGACAGUGUGGCUGCAGUUACACUGGGAAUGAGCACAAAUGCUGUUUAUGUAGAAGCAGCUCAAGAAGUUCCCAGAUGGGAUCACCAAAAACCUGCAUCAGGCGAGCUGGUAAUUAGCACGGAGUGGAGAAACUUCAAGUCCUCACAUCUGCCACUGACAGAAUUUGAUGAUAGUUUAGACGCGGAAAGCCCUAAUCCCGGUGGUGAGAUGUUCGCCAAGGCUGUUUCGGGUAAGUACCUGGGAGAAAUUGCGAGACGAGUAUUGUUAAAGAUAGCUCAGGAAACAGCUCUAUUUGGAGAUAAAGUACCCCAUAAUCUUACCAUUCCCUACCAGCUGAGAGCACCCGACAUGGGAGCCAUGCAUCAAGACACAUCAGAACAUCGAGAAGUAGUGAUGGAAAAACUGAGAGAUGUUUUCGGGAUAACAGAUUCGAGUGAGAUGGCUCGAGAAGUAGUAGCAGAGGUAUGUGACAUAGUAACAGAACGAGGAGCACGUCUUGCUGCAGCAGGAAUAGUGGGAAUAAUAAAGAAGCUAGAAAGAACACAAAACAGGAGAAGUGUGGUGACAGUGGAAGGUGGUCUCUAUGAACAUUAUCGUAUCUUCCGAAAUUACCUUCACAGUGGUGUCUGGGAAAUGCUGGGAAAUGAUCUUUCUGACAAUGUCAUCAUUGAAACUCCUCACGGAGGUGCUGGCACCGGCGCUCUCUUCCUUGCUGCCGCUCAAACACACCAUUCUUGA
Molecule: messenger RNA, 1467 nt
Organism: Neltuma alba
Lineage: Eukaryota; Viridiplantae; Streptophyta; Magnoliopsida; Fabales; Fabaceae
Product: probable hexokinase-like 2 protein
Exons: 9
Coding region: 1-1467 (488 amino acids)
Biological process (GO): carbohydrate metabolic process; intracellular glucose homeostasis
Cellular component (GO): cytosol; mitochondrion
Molecular function (GO): D-glucose binding; ATP binding; hexokinase activity
Source: RefSeq, a predicted model, not a curated record